This is a messenger RNA of Dendronephthya gigantea, 14108 nucleotides long. Its product is annotated as baculoviral IAP repeat-containing protein 6-like. NCBI's taxonomy places the organism in Eukaryota, Metazoa, Cnidaria, Anthozoa, Malacalcyonacea, Nephtheidae. The coding region runs from base 78 to 13679 and encodes 4533 amino acids. Gene Ontology annotation, molecular function: ubiquitin conjugating enzyme activity; cysteine-type endopeptidase inhibitor activity. Gene Ontology annotation, biological process: negative regulation of apoptotic process. The transcript has 42 exons. Gene Ontology annotation, cellular component: nucleus. The record is from RefSeq and is a predicted model, not a curated record.
CACACGAGGUGACGUCAUGUUGUUUUCGAACGUCAUGCGCGAAAGAAAGAGUGGUGACGAAACUAUGAAAAUUCAAAAUGGCCGCUUCUUCGUGGGUUUGGGAAGAAGACGGUAUUAUGGAUAUCCAGACACAACCUGUGUCUUUAACGUAUUGUUCAAACCUGAACUGUAUCAUCCUUACCCGGACCGACAAUACUAUCGACAUAAUCGACGUGAAUUCUGGGGACAUAGUGAGGAAAACUGUUGUUUUAAGCGAGAAUAAUCCUGGCAGUCUACAAUGUGUGUUCAACCCUGUGGCUGGCAACCUUGUCGUUACUGAUGGCAACUCUAUCGGAUUAAGAAAAGAUUUAAAUGGCAUUUACCUGCUCAAGACUGCCUUGCAGCCCCCCGUGGAAAAUGCAAGAGAUGGCGAGAUUGUUGUAGAAAUGACACUACCUGAUAUGGAACAUGUUCUGUCAGGACUUCAGACGUGUAUGAAAGAUGCACACGAGCCCCACCUGUCAAAAAUGGAAAGGCUGAACAACAAAAUAAUCGAGAGCAUAAAACAAGUUAAAUCAAAGAUUAAUGAUGGUGAUGAAAAACUGCAAAAGUGGGCAUCCUGUGACAUCAAAGUGGAGACAGACCUCAUUCACUCGACCCUGAACCACAUGGUCACCCUGCUUCACACCUCUUCCACCAAGGGUCCCCAGCUAUCCUCCACAUCCGCAUUACUCUCGCAAGUUUGCAGCUUGCUGCCUGUGUCAAGUAAUGACCAAAGUGAUGUUGUGUUGAACAGAAGACAGAUGUGGAGCGAGGUGAAUCGUAGAAAAACUUUCAUCAACUGGCCUCACAGGGACUACAAAUGGGCUGUGCCUGAUACCAUGGCCCAGGCUGGCUUUUACCAUCAGUCUGAUCGCCGUACCUACCCUAGCUCUGUCGACAGAGCAGUUUGUUUUACGUGCAGUGUCGGUCUUGUGUGUUGGGAACCAACAGAUGAACCUUGGUCGGAACACGAAAGACAUUCGCCCAAAUGUCCGUUUGUCCGCGGAGAGUGCACGGAGAAUGUCCCUCUGUCCGUUACUAUUGCAACCUCCCCCGCUCAAUUUCACAGUCAAGAAAAACAAAAGAUUUCCUGUGUCAGUUCUGCAACCUCUGUACCCCUGAUGGCAACUUCGAGUGAGAAAGGGCAAAUCGUGGUUUGGGAUAUAAGAGAUGAAUUGAAGGUGCGCACGCGAGUAAGACUGAAACUGGAUAAUAAAAUUUUGUCUAACGAUGUCGGUGAACUGGACGAUCUAUUGACGGCUGACGUCAUGCGUGACGUCAUCGAGGAGAGUACCAAAGAAGCGCUAGAAGUCGAACCAGAAAAGGGUGGUCUGAGUUCUAGUGGCAAGGCCACUUCGUCUGGUAGCGGUGAAUGUGACAAAAAUACUACAACAGAAAAAGAUGACACCAUUGAAGAUAAGGCGACGAUUGAAAUGAGAUCCCAGCAUCUUCCAGUUCAAGUGACCUCCGUUGGUAUGCUCAAAAACAGCCAAGAACGCGAGACAACCGUUGAAACGCAAAUCAUUCAUACUGCAAUACCAGAAGCAAUGCUCAUUGCUUGCGUCAACACCACUCCUAGCGACUCCUCAAAACCCGCGCGCCCUCACCUUCUUGUGUGCGAAAUACCCGCGGACAAAAACCGACCAGGCACUCCAUCGAAAGUGCCGAAAUCAGACGAAGGCAAAGGUAAAAGCAAGUCAGUAUCGUACAGCACACAACUCUCGUUCGAAAGCGAAGAUGAAUAUUACGACCCAUUGUUUUCAGUGCCAAGUGUCUUCCAUGGCAUUCCCAGCCCCCUUAAGAACGGUUUCCCGAAGUCUGGGACUGAGAAAACGGACGAAACCCAGAUUGUAAAAAAUGCAAAAGUUGUGCAGUGUUUGAGUAUAAAAGAACUCGAGUUGGAAUGUCUUAAAGUCGCUCAGGUUAUUCCCUAUGAAGAUGGCAGCCAUGUUCUCUUCGUUUUGACAAGAAGGCAGCAAAAUUGUAACCAAGAAUCCAGAUUUAGCGAACAAAAUCCCAACGAAAAUAAUCCUUUGGAGUUGAAAAGCGAUAGCUUUGACACACAAAUCGCAUCCAAGGUGAACGGUGAAAUAGAUAAGUCGAUUGGUGAUGUUCAAACCAUCUCAGUUGGGAGUAGUGUUUUGGCGGCCGCAAACGAGCCAAUUGAAAACACUUCAGACUACAUCCCCGCGGAAAUAGACGAAUACAGUAAUCAUGAAUUAUGUGAUGAUAAUCUUCCUAGUACAAGUUCCGACUCGAUUACGGCUGAAUCCGAACCUAGCAACGAUACAAAAACGCGUGAUAACACCAAGUAUUCCGAAGGAACUCACGAGGAAUGUCCGACCGCCGAACUUAAAUCUCCUAACAACGUGAAGUAUCUCGAAGAAAUUUGUGAUAUUACAGUGCCUGCGGGCGCAGAGUUAGAGAAAAAUGUUAUAUCAAAUGUAGACCUUAGAAAUAGCGAAGGAAACUCGACUGUUGGAUCAAAUACUCCUGGUAACAUGAAGUAUUCUGAAUCACGACACUCGGAAUCUUCACAAGAGAACUCAAACGUUUCCCAUAAGAUGAAAACCAUUGCGGACAGCUCUGAAACGGAGUUGCUCCAAAGAUAUAAUGGUAGAUAUGAAAAAAAUUACUCAGUUUGUCUGUUACUGUACAAAACACGGAAAGAAAAGGGGAGGACAUUGUUAGAGGACUCGCCAUGUAGGUCAGUGUUGACGACCUCUGAAGAAGAUCGUUUAUGCGAUGUAUUUCUCCUGCCUGAUGACGCCGAAGACUCCUUUAUGCCCAGUUCAGCCGAAGCGAAUGAUUAUAAUAAUGUUUAUCUCGCAGGUGUGUCUUCUGAAGGAUCUCUGGCAGUGCUGGAUGGUUUUACCUUGGGAACGGUUGCGAGAUUUUCCCCGGGUAACGUGGAAACGGAAGGACGGAUACACAGCGCUAUAUUUUGCUCGGGAUUAGGAUCGUUCUGCAUGUGUACGGAGAAUGGGAAGCUGCACUUCCUUCAUCUUGUCAAGAAGAACGAGUCCACGGAUGAGGUUGAUUCGGCUGGUGGAAGUCGGGCAUUUGAUUCCGAGAAACAUUUGAAAGAACCAACUGAAAGGAUCCCACUGGACGAUCUUUCACUGAAGACGUUAAGAUCUCUUGCCGAAAUGACGACAUUUGAAAAUCUUGUCCCGCGAUACACUGCGCUCGUACCAGUCUUCUGGAGUGAGAUCCAGCAGGAACAGCAGCAAAGGAGACAUCCGCAGCAUUUACUGCAAAACUCCCAGGGAGACGCCAGUUGUCACACAAGAACCUGGAGGUUGCAAAAGAAAGGGCUGGUUGGCGGUGACCAGUUAUUCAAGCUCAUGUUGCCACGCCCUUGCUACGUCGGUCACGUGGGCAUCACGUUCACAAUCAACAAAUCGUCAACGUCCAAGAACAAAGUCCAAGUGAUAUUAUCCAAACCACGCAGUACUUCUUUAAGACCAAAGCCCGCACAACCCUUCACGAUUUCGGGCUCACAACCCACCCAUGAUGACGUAAUAUGUGGACCUGUUGAUCUGACGAAAAACCUUAUGCCGUCCAGGGAUAAGGGCCAUGUGGUGUUGACCAGUGCAAGUUUACUCAAGGCCAAAGUUCGUACCUUACACGUGCUGUUUAAAAGUGAAGCAAAAACCCCCGGUAAGGGGGAUGAAAGUUCCGGUGGGAGAAAUGGCUUUAGCGAUCUCGAGGAGAUAUCCAUUACGGUUCGCUCUUUGAGUCCAGGCUUCAACGCGGACAUUUUUGGUGCGUUGUUGGAGACACCGGGCUUUUGCCCCCGGCUAAUGGAUAUCGUAUGCGAAGAGCCUAGCAGUGAGGUCAGCGGGCAAGAACGCGAAGACCUUCAGUGGGUCGCACUGGAGUUACUGUGUUGGAUUGCAGGAAUCUCUGUACACCAGCCUGUCAGCAAGGAAAGUUUGGCGAGCCGCGUUCUGGAAAGAUUACCAAUGCUGAUCCAGUCAUGUUUGCUGUCGUCCUCACGAAGUAUCGCUCACAAAUGCAGUCGACUGAUUGUGUUAUGUGUCAGUCAACUAUGUUCCGCGGAAAACGACAGCGAAGUAAAGAGCGGUGUUCUCAAGUCUUUCAUCGAUCUACUGCCAUCGAUAAUCGCCUCGGAGUCGAGUGGUGGCAUCCACUGGUUUUUCACACUCAUGACCGGUAUGUUGGGCUCAAAGGACCAAGACUGCGUUGGAAGAUCUUGCAUGGAAAUGCUGAUGAGUAUUGCCCAGCAAUUGGACAGUAAAUUAACCUAUCAUGAUCGCAUAUUAAGAUCCAGUUUCAGAUUAUAUGGCACGCCCCUGGACCCUAACUUCUUCGAUGUCUCCAUGGAAACCAUGGGGCUAUUCGCCACCAGCAAGCUAUCUGAUGAUCUUCUUGAUCCGAAAAACAUUGGAAAGAAUACUCACGAUGUGGAUGAGAUUGACCUCAUGGAUUAUAUCAUUGCCAGAAGUGGCGGUCGUACGCUUGGGCCAUCGUCCAAGAUGGAACAACUCCUGUCUUCGAUGUACGGCAUAUUGGAAGUGGAGCCUCUGGAUUUUGCCUGUUCCUCCAUGAGCAAUGGUUGCAAGAUUGAUUACUGUCAGGGGAGUGGACCCCAGGGUGGGGAGAACAAUGGUAUAGGGUCGUUGUACUACCCAAGUGCAAGUGGUGGUGACCCCGCAGUACCAAUGUCUACAUUUCAAGACCAUGUCAUACAACUCAAGGAACACGAGAAACUUCUGAGUAAACUUCAAAAACAGAAACAGCAACUGGAGGAACAGCAUCAGGAGUUGGAAGAACUCGGUGGAAUGCUCUUCUCACCCAUGAACGCUGCACAGAAAGACACGAUGUUGGAACACGCUUGGGGGGUGAAGGAUAUGUCCCCUUCUCUUAUGUACAAGUUUGGCCCCGCUUCUACAUUUGGCGGCGUUAAGGCCCCUUCUUUGUUUGGUAGCAAAACGUCCUCUCAACCCGCUUCGAUAAAGGCGAGUCCUAUUCCUGUUCCACAGUCACGAGCAUCUUUUCAGCUACCAGUACCCAAGCUCUUAACGAUCGAGAAGCUUCAGACGGGUGCUCGACAUUUUGUCGUGUUGGACUUUGGUCAGAGUGUAAGGCUCACGGAUAUAUUUAUCCCAACGUGUCCGGAUCUAUCCUCUCUUGUCAUCGAUAUCUGGGUGAACGGUGAAGAAAAAGACCUCAAACGCAUCACAGUUUCCACGGAUAUCGGCAGCAAACCAUUAUUACUAACGGACCUGCUACCACCCCUAAUCUGUAGAUAUCUCAAGAUUUCCAUAUUCGCCCGUCAUGGCACGUUACGUACGAAGCUCAUUCUCGGGGAGUACUUCGGUUACCCUGUGUCGUCGUCGGAAACCGCCGUGGUCGAAGAACAAACGAAGAGGGACGAAGAUGCGUCGAGGGAGGCAUAUCUUAAUCUGAUGUAUGACGAUGUAUUUUGCCAGUAUGGUAUCGCUUGCUCGAAACUCGAGUCUGUGCUGAACUAUAUAGAACCUGGAUCGCUCAUGUCUGGUGGCAACGAGAAAUCAAAAAAGGAGGAGUCGAAAGUCAAGCAGGCUUAUAAAGUGUGCAUGGGUCUGCAAUUACGUUUAAAUUUCUUGGAAAGAAGCAUUCAGCGAAUCAGUAAACGCAUAACUGGUUAUCAAACAUUACCCAAGCUGACCGCUGACGAGAAUAUCGAUGUCACCAUUGAGCAUGCGUCGUACAGUAAACUCAAGUUCAUUUCCGAUUGGUUGGUUCACGUACUGGUGUCCAUAUUUGGUGUAGAUACGUCCUCGGACGUUCCUGGUCAGCGGAUGCCGUGGACUCAGGAUAUUACCUUCGAGACGUGCCAGAGUCUGUUUACGACAUUUUGUGUGAAGGGUAGCUCGGUGUCUCGUGCGAGGGUUGGGGCGAUGUUACUCCGGACCUGUGGGGAGAAAUCCUGGUGGGGAGAGUUCCUGUCUUGGGUCAUGGAGAGGUUCUUUAGUUCAGAUCAAACUCUAAUGUUUUCCCAAGAAAGGUUAUUCCUGCUUUUAUCGUCGAUCAGUCAACUUUCCCCAGUCCAGUAUCCCGUCAUAUCAAGCGCCCUGGGCCUGCUGGAGAAACUGCUCUCCCCAAUACUUCAUGUUACACAAAAGGAUAAAGGUCCACAUCGCUCUCUUGAUUCACGUCUUUUGGAAUGGGUGACGUUAUAUGUUUCUAACCUGUUGGAUAAUUUCAUGGACAGAUCACAGGAUGGUUAUUUGAAAGCAAGAGAUAACGAGGAAAAUGAAAGCAACGAUGGAAAACCACUUUAUGAUCAUCAAACUACCCCCAGAAGAUGGGAUUUCAUUGUCCCUCGUACAGCCAAUGACGCCCUCGGUGAUUCGCUCAAAGAUUCGUGCAAAGGUUUGAAAGGUUCAAAACGUGAGAUGAGAAAACUCAAGAAACAGAUUGCGACAAGACAAAGACGGCUUCACGCUUUACACCAUCAACACAUCUUGAACAAAACUCAUUCAUACGAAAACUAUGCUUCAUCCUCUAGCCCACCGUCGCCGUUUCAAAUAACACAGUGGAAUAAACAGUUCAGACAAAAAGCUAGAAAGCCUCUGAAAGACCUCUUGCGGUUGAAAAAAUUGAUCACGAACAAUCCAUCUGAGCCAGCAAUAGAGAUUCCUUAUCCCAGCCGUAAUAAAAGAUUAUCGCGUGAUUUGUGUCUUCCUGUCAUGAAAGGACUACUUGCUGUGUUGUUAUCGCCUCAAGGAGCGUGUAGCGCUGAGUUUUUUGUACUCGUAUGCAAGGUGUUGGGAUGCCUCACGCUUGUUAGCCAACCAAGAGUCAACUUGAAUGAACUAGCAAGCAAAGAUCAACUCAUGAAGCUGCUGAAGACAUGCGUGAUAUCCGAGGGUGUACCUUCGAGUAGCUGGAGUUCAGGAGAUCAGUGGAUAAGACAUGCUUGUGUCACGUUAUUGCAAGAUCUUGUCAGCGGUAAUGAACAUUUACGACCUUUCCCCGUCAGCGAAACAUCGCAAGUAAAAGCAAAAGACGAACAUGAACCAGCACAGAUGUCGGAGAUUGCCGAAAAACCUACGACUCUUUCCGACACCUCAUUCGGGGAUAUAGCGGAAACCGACGAACCUGUCGACGAAGGGUUUGUCGAGCUUGGUAUGCUCCACGAUUUAUUCGGCGACACGUCGUCGGAAAACUCCGAGCCCAAGAUUUCGGAAAUCUCCGAGCAACCGAUCCAGGAGAUAAUCAUCGCAAAACCCAAGCCACACUCUAAGACGAGGGGCAUGAAAGCACAGCCCGCCCCAGGCCAUUCGGCCGUUGUGGUUUCAGUCCCGUCUGAAAUAUCAACGGCUGAAGAUUGUCGUUUAGAGAUCAGUCUCGAGAUGAAAGCUGAACAGGAACUGCGCCGCCUGGCCUUUACAAGUCGCCAGCGGUUUCUGACUGGUAUGGAUUUAAAGUCCAGUGUCGAACUUCAAGGGAUCGCAGUUGCUGGAUUUGGAUGUCAGGGGGUCGGAAGUUCGGAGGGUGAAAGUUCCGGAUCUGAAAUCUCGGAGGGUCAAAGCUCGAGAGCUGUAAGGUCGGAGGGUGAAAGUUCCGGGGUUGAAAAGUCGGAGUGUCAAAACUCCGGGGUUCGGGAGAGUCGUAGCUCCAAUGAUGAUGCACUGAAUUCUGCUAGUGAAGAAAAUGACAGCGAGGCCAGAACGACAUAUCAUUUUGUAUCAGAGUGUAUUGGAAGCCUCAUUAUUGACUCUUUCAAAGGAUGGUACGAGGUGGAAUCAGUAAUGGAGCUAUGUUUGUUGCUCUGUGAUUCAAGCAAUCUAACUUUCUUAGUGAGCCAGCAAGCCAUGGAGUCCUCACUGGAGAGUCUUUCCACCGUCGAGGGAAAAUCAGCCCGAUUUUGGAAUCUCGCCAUCAGUUGGCUCAGAAUGCUGCUACGACAGACUCAAUACAUCAACGAGGACACACCUACUGAUUACGUCACCGCCGCGAACCUCGUGGCCAACUCGCGAUUUCCACGCGUCCUUGGACAGCUGCUGUCCACGUGUGAUACAGGCGACUCCGGACAGAAUGUUCUUGGACCAUCCCUUGUAAAAAAUUUCAAAUUGUUAUUGAAAGAACUGUCCGCGUUGACCUCGGUUGAAGAACAUCAUGGGAUAAAACCUUCACAGUUCCAAGAGGUCCUUAUAGAUACAUUGUUGUACAUGACCACCCACAGUCGCUCCGAUGUCCACCGUCAUCCCUCAUUAUCUUCCUACCCACUCGACGUUUGCAUGACAUUCUUGGAAUUUCUUGCGCAAAACAUUCCCACUGAUCCACCUUUGCCAGAUCUCUCAAAACUAGUUCAAAUCAUCGACUCCAUUCUUUCCUCGAUUCUUGCCCACCAAUCCUCAUCCAACCAAUUCUGUUCCGUCGCAAAUUCGUCAAAGAAAAAGUUCACGGCCCUAUUUCCCACCGGGGGGCCAUCCCAGGAGGUAUCGAAUGAUCCGAGCCAUGCAAAAUUUCUGCUGCAGUGCCUCGGCGUAUUGUCAAAACUCUUCCAGUUCAACGCAGAGCAGUCACCUUUGUCUGAUCGUCUUGUGAACGAGAGCUCGACGAUGCACAAGCUGUUGAAAUGCUUAAACAUGUGUCGCGGUGAGUCCUUUGAGCUUCUCGAAAUCGGAGUAAAUAUCGUCUCCGGGGAUCUGUCGGAGGUCCAGGGGCUAGAGAAGCCGAACUCCAUCGAAGAUGGCGUCAUGAAGAUAUUCUGUUUGCUUUACAAGCACACGAAAGAACGAUCCCUAAUCAUGCGCAGUUUACUCAAGUUCUUUUCAAGCGACGUGGAAGAGGCCAAUCAAGACUCUUGCUAUCAUCUGUCAGAGUUACUUCUCUGGAUUUUGCUGAAGUUAUUGGAUUCUGACGAGAAUUUCCAAAUUUUUUGUGAAAAUGGCGGUGUAGAGGUUAUCUGUGGCAAGCUGUCACGUGCUACAUCACGUGCCUUGCAUCCGGUCAGAGGCGUGGUGUCUACAGUCAUACAUCAGCUGGGAGUAAAAGUACAUUCAAAACUCGAGGGAGAGAAACAUCUUUUAGCAGCUGCCUGGGAAAGCGACAAACCCUUGGUGAACUUCGCUCCUUAUGGAUCCAUCCACUGUGCCUCUCACAGUGUGGCAAAUGGUCCCGAACAACUCAUAUCCAUGACCGUCCCUACCAGGCGAGCCCGCACUGCUGCAUGGUUACAUCAUUUUGACCACAAGGAUACUUGGUGUUCCCUGCAAAUAAAUCUUCCCAACACUGUUAUUGUGCACGAAGUAGUUGUUCAACCACACUCCGUGUCGCUCUCAAAUUCAACAAGUUAUGUUGUGAUCGAAUUCUGCGACGAAACUUCCUCGGUGACCAAGAUCAGUCCACCUUUACUAACCGCUGGUCUGAGCAACAUUCGUCUGCAGAUCACAACCCCGCAGUUGGCGUCUGUUGUAAGGCUAAGGUUUCAUCGGCCUCGUGACUCUGAUACGCUGGGUUUGAAUCGUAUCGAAAUUUUGGGAACGAGCUUUUACGGGCCAGUACCUGCCAUACAGCCUGUGUUACUCUCUCAGAAAGCAAGUCUGAACUGGUCAAGAGCACUUGAUUACUGUCUUCGUCGUUCUCACACCUUAUCAUCAUCUGUGCUGGAAACGCUGUCCAACGUUGAAGGAAUGCUUGAUGUUUUACUAAAGAUUCUCUGGAGUUUUCCCAAUUCAAAUCUCAAGUCUUGUGUGGAAUUUAUUCUCAUCAAAUUUGCCUCGAGUUCUGAAGCAGUUUGUACUCGUUUACUGAAUCACUUGUUGUACGGAGGAGCUGAUCUUGCUGGCUCCUUGGGUGGGGCGCAUAGCGAAAACUCCGAAAAUGAAUUGCUGUAUCAGCUGGGGAUCAUUAAAGAUGGACAGACGUGGGGAAGGUUGAAACCAAUGUAUGAUUGGUUAUUGUAUGUUGAAGAACAAGCCAAUAUUGAAAGAAGUCAGUCUGUGAAAGGCGGAAAUAAUCUCAUCUCUAAAAUAAGAACCAUAGCAGCAGUCACCUGGUUAAUAAAAGAUGAUCCGAUGCUCUGCGAUGAACUUCAAGAACUUAUUACCGAAGAAAAAAUUAGGCGAUUAUACGAGUGGUCUCAGCGUGUUGUUGAUAUCCCGAUGUUAAAACUAACUUUAGAUUACCUCCUGUGCUCCCUGUGCUUCGUCACCAGGCCUUACUUACAGUUUUUGUUGACUCAGUCGUUUGCCCAAUCAAAAGGGAAGAUUGACUAUCCAGCACUCACAACCUUGGCCCGCGCUUCAAAUUCGUCACCAGGCGCAGCGGAUUUACUCGCGUCAAAUCUCCUCAGGGACGUUGUCGAGAAUGUGGAAAGAUGUUGCAGAAGGUUUAUGAAAGGGUCAAAAAAGAUGUCUAGUUCGACAGAAGUGGCAGAGAAGAUACCGCAAAUCUCGCUAGAAGGUCUUGAAAAGCUCCUGCAGUUUCUAACAAUGUGUUUAGGUAAUGUUCAGCUCAAAGACUGGUUGGGAAGCGAUAAAGGUAGUUCAUUCUGGCAAUCACUGCUAAGCUUUCUCACUGACUGUCACUCGCGAGUUACCACGCGUAUUUCCUCGCGUGCCGCUUCGUGGGACACCUCGCGUGUGCCUAUAUGUCCGCGUGUGCUCGCAAGCUUACAAACGACCACGUUGAGGUACUUUAAGGCAUGCGUGGCAGGCCACGCGAGGAACCAACAAAAUCUAGCUCGUGUACUACACGAAUUGCUCGCGCGAGAAGGUGAUGGCGUCACAUCUAAAACUUUAUCAGGAUUUCUCCGGAGGCUUGUUUUGGAAUUAUUGUUGGAUGAUGAUCAUGUGACUCUUGCCGUCACGUGUUCGAGUGUCACGUCACAGAACGUGGUAACGUCAGCAGGGAAUGCUUCCCAAUCCCCCCUAUGGCAUCCGCGCUUUGGCGCGUCAAGUUCGUGUAAACUUACGACUGUCCGAGUGAAUACGAAAGUUCACGAGAUUUUGAACACAUUUGCCAUGAAUCCCUUGCAACAAUUACAAACUCUUAGUUCGGGGGUGGACGAUUCGACCCGGAAAACGUCGGAAACAUUGCAAGAUUUGGCUGAAUUAUUGGAAUUUGGUGAUUUAUCAAAACACGAAACUUUCACGCUAACAUCCUCUGCCUUCAAUGUUAAACACAAACGCAGUAACCAUGGUGACAAGAAGAAGGAGCAGGGGACUAGUAGCGAGGGAGAGUAUGCCCCUCCCCCCAAAGUGAACCCCUCUACCGAGAAUUGGUUGUGCUGUGAAGAUGGACCGCUUGCUGGAUUACCGCUGCCGAAAGAUACCACCGUCGCGCAAAUCAUGCAAGCAGUAGUUGAACACGGCCAAGGCAUGGGCACGAUAUGUUUGAAGCUUGAUAUCAGGCCGCCAACGGACCGCAAUACCAUGAUUCCCAGCGAGAAAUCACGUGAUAUGGUAUCUCAGAAGUCUGUAUCUACAUUAUUAAAAGUUUUUUCCGAGCUUGGUGGCUUGGCUCUCAUUGCAGAUCAUCUUCCCCCUCGGUUCUCCCUCGGUGUUAAUUCGGACUCAAUUCGGAUUGUGUCGUCGUCGUCUUACAACCCGGCAGUCGUGACGUCACUCGUGCCAGGGCACUCUUUGAUGGGUUUCACAAUGUUUCUACGCCUUCCAGGCUACGCCAGCAUAUUGUUGGAAGAUCAACCAAAUGCUUGCUACAUGCUGAGGUUGAUCCUCGGAGUCGAUGAUUAUGGCGAUGGAGUUACUGCACCGCAGACAUUACCAACAUUACCGUUUACCAUUCUACAACGAUUGAUGACGUUACAUCCCGUUGCCACGGCAACCGGCGCUGGGAUACGUCAGACUGCACUGGACAUUGGCGUGGUGCAUUUGCUCCUGACAUGCCUGGGACUGCUGAGUCAUCACAAACCACGAAAGACAGACGGUCAACACGAGGCGACCAUGGAAGCGCUCAAAGCCUUCAACGCGAACAAUGAGUUGGGUCAAACUCCAUCAAGCGGAAGAACAUCGAGCAAGCAAUACUGGGCGAAGGGAACUGGAUUUGGAACCGGGUCGACUUCUUCUGGCUGGGAUAUUGAACAGGCGCUGGUGAAACAGAAGAAUGAAGAGGAACAUAUUACAUCAAUACUGCAGGUUCUCGCUAGUUUUAUCUGUCCUCUUGGUGUCACAAUCAUCGAGUCAAAUAUCGAUGAUAUAUCUCUGGAUGUUUCUGAUGAAGAUAUUGCCAGUGUCAUGCCAUCGCUACCAGAUAUUUUCAUGAACUCGUGUUUAAUUCCCACCUUGGCAUCGUACUUACGAAACGAUUCAGUUCUUGACAUGGCACGCCACGUUCCACUGUAUCGUGCGAUCCUCGGCUUUGUAAGAUGCAUUGCGGUCAGCCCAAAUUUAGUUCCACUGCUACAUCCGGGACAGCGUAACGCCAAGAACGCCUCCAGCGAUGAUACGUCAUCACUCUGUAGUCUGCUGACCAAGAUGAAACUGUGCGUGGACACAUAUGGGUCAAGGUUACGGUCGUCCGAAAAAGUAGACGAUGGAAAAACGAAAAUCAGAGUGGAAACACCUCCGUCAAAACAACUCAACAGCAAGGCCGAAGAUCUUGAAAACGAAAGCCUAUCCCUGCUUAUCCCUGAUGUGCAGACAACCUCCAUGCUUGUUCAUAAGGCUGUUGAUAGAUACCGCUGGGAGCAUUUGACGAUUGACGGCUCGAGUACAGAUGGCGAUGCUCAAGGCCAGGGAUCUGGUGAAGAGCAACUGAGUACGGAGGAAAGAUACUCGUCCAUAAUGAUGCCCUUGCAGUUUGAUACGUUCUCCAUGGUGGCCGAAGGUGCGGACGGAAAGACAAGUUUUACGAUUCCUUACCAUUUUUCAAGCUCUGUAAAAUCAGCCACAUCCUCGGGCCAACGAACAAACGCGGGCAGAGCAAGACGUUUAGCUCAAGAAAUCGCCUCGUUAUCAACAUCGCUGCCUCUUUCAUACAGUUCAAGUGUUUUCGUAAGAUGUGACGAGGAACGGUUGGAUAUUAUGAAGGUGCUGAUGACUGGACCUGCUGACACUCCGUACGCAAAUGGUUGCUUCGAAUUUGAUGUAUAUUUUCCUCCCGAUUAUCCCUCUAAUCCGAUGCACAUUAGCUUUGAGACGACUGGAAAUCAUCGGAUUAGAUUUAAUCCAAAUCUUUAUAAUGACGGAAAGGUUUGUUUGAGUAUUUUAAACACUUGGCACGGACGGCCUGAAGAAAAAUGGAAUUCACAGACAUCCAGUUUUCUCCAGGUUCUUGUGUCAAUUCAAUCACUAAUCUUAGUCCCAGAACCUUACUUCAAUGAACCUGGGUACGAGAGGUCUCGCGGGACGCACUCGGGUACCGUGAACUCGCGUGAAUAUGACGCAAACAUUCGACAAGCCACCGUGAAAUGGGCAAUGCUGGAACCGUUAAAGAAUCCUUGUCCCUGCUUUAAACAAGUGAUCGAACGCCAUUUCUUUCUGAAGAAGGACGAAGUAUUAGCACAAUGCAAUGGAUGGAUCAAAGAACUCGAGGCUUGGGCGAAGGAGAAACGAACAAUGCGCUCAAUCACGCAUCACCUCGACUCACUACGACGACACACGACGCAACUGCGCGAGGAAAUUGCGAAGCUUUCCGACGAAUGUUUACAAACACCUGACGAGGAUCCGGAAUGACGUUUUAUCCCCAGCUUCAACACCACGUUUCCCAUUGCGAUUCAAUGGAAACCCGAAUUAUCCACGAAUGAUCUUCAACAACAAACUAACAAAUGCCGAAAUACACACGUUUGACGUAACUUAGCACUGAAAAAUAAACUUGUCUUUUAGUGUGCAAAAUUCAUAUUUAAGAAACGUUUACCCCAUAUUGAGUUUUAAACCCUUCUUAAAAGAGAUGUAAUGUCAACUCGAUUGAUAUUUUUUGUUUCGUAAUCUGCACUAUGAGUUUUGUAUGCGAAAGAGACUAUCUUCAUUAAAACAGAACAAUGUCUUGUCGUCGUUGAACUGAAGCGAUAUAUAUUAUGAAAUGGCGACAGGAAAUAGUGCACAAAUAAAACUCACACAAAUUUCACCAAUAAAACCACAAAUGAAUUGAUAUUAAAUAAACUU